Molecule: messenger RNA, 844 nt
Organism: Rubroshorea leprosula
Lineage: Eukaryota; Viridiplantae; Streptophyta; Magnoliopsida; Malvales; Dipterocarpaceae
Source: the annotation of a GenBank genome assembly
UUUCCCUACCAUUCCAGAUUUUUCUUGCAGAAGCCAUUUGCAUUUGCUACUUCAAAAUUCUGUGUUAUGAGCAUAGACUUACAAAUUCAUCAUUCCUUUAGGUGUAGGUGGAUGCAGUUCAGGUUUGUGGAGGUCAGACAACUGCUGAUGGGAGACGUAAUCAAACUGGUGAUGGCAUAUUGUGGAACAUAAUCAGAGCACAAGAACCAGCAGCUUAUAUAGAAAUAAUGAAAAAGGCAAAGGAAUUUGAGAAGCAAUUUAAGCAACAAAAACACAAGGCAAGCACUGAAUAAAGAGGGCCUCUUUGGAGAUACUGGUCUUCAACCAACAGGCGGAGUUUCAGCCGGUGUUCAAGAUGAUUCCCAGUUCACACCUCAAAGUCAACCUGAAUAGUCAACCACUAGAGGAAAAUGCAAAUCUGUUCAAUGAGAGGAUUAGGGUUCCAGUCUCAUAUGAUGACCUUUUUGGAGAGGAUACAAAAGCUGAUUCAGUUUGAUCCUUGGGGGAAUUGGCGUUUCUCAGUGUCAUUUUUGCAAGCACUGAAGUGCAGCUACAUGUUUAUUGUUGAGAAGGCUGCAGAACAAAUCACCUCCAGCCCCAGGAAAAAUGAAAAGAAAAUGGAAAAGCAAAGAGGAUAAUCCAAGUUUAUUAGUUGCUAUUUCUAACAAAAUACUCUUCCAGUACAGAGUUGAGAUAACUUUUCAGCCUACAAUCCCAACUGAGGAAGAAGCAUGAUGCAUACGAUAGAAUUUGUGGUUUCAUGAACUCAUGGUAUGCUCAUUUGAAUUCUCUCUCUCUCUCUCUCUCUCUCUCGCUCUCUCAUGAAUGAAAGAAUGAAUGAAUG